Messenger RNA from Cuscuta campestris, 1656 nucleotides. The record is from the annotation of a GenBank genome assembly. Lineage: Eukaryota; Viridiplantae; Streptophyta; Magnoliopsida; Solanales; Convolvulaceae.
CGUCAACCACCACCAGUCCUCCUCCACCACCACUUCCUCGGGGGCGCGUGUUUUCGCCUUUCUCCGUCCAUACACAAACAGCUAACGCGAUACUAUACAUACAACCCCUCUCCCCCCCUCUCUCUCUGUAUAUAUAUCAAUCCCUCCAUUCUUCUUCACGGAGAGCUCACAUACAUUUACGAUUAUAGAUACAUACGUGACAGGAAUUCAGUUUAACUGGAUCAAAUCGAAGAUUCUAACGCACAGUCGCCAGUAAUCGGGGUUCCAGGCAUCGUUUCUUCGCUCCGGACAUCGAAGCUCGUCGGCGAAUUGAAAUUUGAAAGAUCUCCUGGUAAAUUUGGAUGACUUUCUGCUGCUAUUUUGAAUUUGAAGCCGUGCGAUUUUGGUGAAAUUUCCGGGUUUAGCUUUGUGGACCUUGAAGUGUAGAUCAAGACCAGAUGAUGAGCGGAAAUGGAACACAGAAGCUAACAACAAGUGAUGCCCUUGUGUAUCUCAAGAAUGUGAAGGAUAUCUUUCAUGGAAAAAGAGACAAAUAUGAUGAGUUUCUUGAAGUCAUGAAAGAUUUCAAAGCACAAAGAAUUGACACAUCUGGCGUCAUAGUAAGAGUGAAGGACCUUUUUAAAGGGCAUCAAAACCUAAUUUUGGGUUUUAAUACAUUUUUGCCAAAGGGAUAUGAGAUCACCCUGCAGUCCGAGGAUGAACCAAAACCACCUCCAGUGAAAAAGGCAGUUGAAUUUGAAGAGGCAUUCAGUUUUGUAAACAAGAUAAAGGCUAGGUUUCAAGGGGAUGAUUAUGUGUAUAAAUGUUUCCUUGACGUUCUGAAUAUGUAUAGAAAGGAAAACAAAUCAAUCUCUGAGGUUUUACAAGAGGUUUCUUUGCUCUUUCAUGACCACCCUGAUUUGCUUGGGGAGUUCACAAAUUUUUUACCAAAUGCAUCGUCCAGAGCUUUGGUUGAUAGAACUCAUAUCUUACAUAAUGAUGAGAAAGUACCUCCUGUGAUCAUGGGAAGUACCACUGAAAAGAAGGCCACUGGUUUGCAUGCAGAAAAUGGCAACCAUCAGAAUUGGCCUUCUCCAGAACAGUGCAAACAGGAAAAAAGAGAAAGGGAUUUUGACGAAAAGGAUUUUGACAAGACAUCUGUAUAUAGAGAAGAUGCCAUUGCAAGUCAUUUUAACCACGGUGUGCUCGAUCAACAUCUAACGUUGUUUGAAAAAAUUAAGGAAAAACUGCAGAAUUCUGAUUAUUACCAACAACUUUUGAGGUGUCUUCACACAUAUUCGGUAGAAACAAUCACAAAAUUACAGUUGCAAUCCCUGGUAUUAUCUUUAUUGCCUUUCAUUGUUUUGGUGGAUACACAAUCAUGAUAUCUCAUUUUAUCAUUCAAGUUCUGUUGAAGCCUUAGCUAUGUCAUUUGCCUUGAAGUAGUGGAAUGUACUUGUGGAUCAUGCAUAGACCAUCUGAAAAUAACUUGAGCGUUUGGUGAUUAAUAGUAGUAUUUUCUAACUUAGACAGUUCAAUGUAAUUUCAUUUUGGCAAAUAAUAAAAAUGAUGAGUGCAUGCCAUUCAAGUAACCCUUUGAAAACUUGAUGUUUGUUUCACACACACACAUUAGGGAAAAGUGAAUUGUGUUGUUGAUAUUAAAUUUAAAAAGUAUAA